AGCUGGGGGAGAAGGACACAGACAGACUGCGUAAAGUGGAGCAAAUAGAGAGAGAGAGAGACUGGGAGAGUUUUUCUUACAUAAACGGGGGUUUUCUCCGCAGCAGAGGAGGACGCACUGACGGAGAGAAAUCUGCUCAAAAAUGGCCAAAAGCCAGGAGGUGGAGCGCAUCGCCAAAAAGCUGGAUAAAAUGGUGCACAAGAACAAUACGGACGGAGCUCUCGACCUGCUGGGGGAACUAAAGAACAUGAAGAUCUCGCUGGAGACCCUGCAGUCCACCAGAGUUGGGAUGUCGGUGAACGCGGUGAGGAAACACAGUUCAGAUGAAGAAGUUCAGACUUUGGCCAAAGUUCUUAUCAAGUCCUGGAAGAAACUGCUGGACGGCUCAGAGGGGAAGUCGGAUGAGAAGGAGAAGAAGAAAGAAGACUCUCCUGUGAGGCCAUCGUCCACCUCCAUGGACUCUGGCAACAGCGAGAAAAGCAGUAAGAAGUCACGGGAGUCCCCCACCUCACCCUCCAUGCCCACUACACCCACUACACCCAUCACACCCAUCACACCCAUCACACCCACCUCCCCCACCACCCCAACUCUACCCUCUCAGGUCACCUUAUUCCCCCCUGCCCCCGUCACCACCCACAGUGUGCGGAACAAGUGUCGAGAGCUGCUGGUGGCAGCGCUGCAGACUGAUGAUGACCACCAGACAAUUGGAGUCCACUGUGAGCAUCUUGCAGCACUAAUUGAAGAGGAGAUCUUCCAGGAGUUUAAGACAACAGAUAUAAAAUAUAAAACUCGUCUACGAAGCCGCAUCUCCAACCUCAAGGACCAGAAGAAUCCCGAACUGCGGCGUAACGUGCUGUGUGGAAACAUCUCUGCUCAACGCAUCGCCUCCAUGACUGCUGAGGAGAUGGCAAGUGCAGAGCUGAAGCAGAUGAGAGAGAAUCUAACUAAAGAGUCCAUCAGAGAACAUCAGCUGUCAAAGGUCGGGGGAACUGAGACAGACAUGUUCAUCUGCAGUAAGUGCCGCGGAAAGAGCUGCUCGUACACGCAGGUGCAGAUCCGCAGUGCUGACGAGCCCAUGACCACCUUUGUGUUGUGUAACGGCUGCGGCAACCGAUGGAAGGUAAAAAAAAUAAAGUGUGUAUAUAUAUAUAUAUAUCAAAUUGAAAUAAAAAGAAUGCGCUGCGCUUCCUCGACAACGCCAUCCAGCCCCAGCUGUAACCACCAUGUGAGCUCAGUGCAGAGUGGCAGCAAUGAGCUAGCCAGUGGGCGGGAAAUAAUCUUUUUAACCUGCCGGUGAGAAAUAAUCGAGAUGAGAAAACUCUUAAAAUAUAAAAACAUAUUUAUUGAAGAAACACUAAUAAUAAUUCAGCUGAAUGGAUAGAGCUCUU
This is a messenger RNA of Anarrhichthys ocellatus (wolf-eel), 1388 nucleotides long. It is a transcript of the gene tcea2, whose product is annotated as transcription elongation factor A (SII), 2. Gene Ontology annotation, molecular function: nucleic acid binding; zinc ion binding. Bases 143 to 1297 code for a protein of 384 amino acids. Gene Ontology annotation, cellular component: nucleus. The record is from RefSeq and is a predicted model, not a curated record. Gene Ontology annotation, biological process: DNA-templated transcription; transcription elongation by RNA polymerase II. Lineage: Eukaryota; Metazoa; Chordata; Actinopteri; Perciformes; Anarhichadidae. The transcript is spliced from 9 exons.